CCGCGAUCAACUCCAUAUCAUCGUUAGCAUAGAAGUUAUGCACAUUUUCAUGUUUUACAGUUUUUUGCCAAUUUAUCAUUAUUUUAUUAAUUUCAUUUGUAUAUAGUUUUUGCAAGUAGAAAACAUCUAAAGUACGUUUGGUGUAGAGAGAAAAAAUUGAUUGUUUAACAUUUACUUAACUCUAGUAAACAAAAUAUUUAUCUUGUAAUUUAUAAGAAAUUUCAUCUCAAUGAGCAUACGAUACAGUAUCUAUUCACUAUCGCUUAUCACUUAUUAGUGACCAUCAGAGUAGUAUACUACAACACUGAGGAUACGCGUCAAUUGUUAAUUAACUCUCUGGUAAAAUUAUUUUAGUUUGGAAUUAUCAGUAAUCUUUACUGUCGAAAUAAAAAAAUGAAGUGUGUACUAUUUGCUGGAAUUAUAGCAUCUAUUUUCAUUUUUGGAGAAGCUCUGGAAUGUUAUCAUACUCAUGUAAUUAAUAAAGUUUACCCAAUUGAUCAAUCAAUUGAAUGCUUGCAACAAUCGGAUCAAUGUGUCAAAGUAUCAUCUGGCUUCAUAAAUGGGACAUCUUUGUUAUUCCGUUCUUGUACCGAAAAUGCCUUAUCAUUUAUAAUAGCUAUAAGUGUGUUCGUGGAAAAUAAGACUCUUAGUUAUAUGAAUCUGGAUUUUUGUGAUACUGACAAUUGCAAUAGUGCUCAAUCAAUUUAUGCAAUUCUUUCGACCAUACUUACAAGUCUUUUUGUAUCUAUUUUCACAAGUUAUUAACUUUUUAAAACUGUUAGCAAAGAAAUAUAGUAAAAAUUAUACUAUAAAUUACCAUUUGUAUUCUAUAAAAAUGAAGGAGUGGAAAUUAUUGCGAAAUAGUAAUAAGACUACAACUUGAAACAGCAUUAUUAUAAUUAUAGAAUCAGUGAAUACUUAUUACUUUACACCCGCUUGCAAUAAUUUUCAUGAUGUUAUUUUAAAAGAGUAUCAUGUAGAAAAUAGAAUCAAUUCAUUAAAUUAUAGUUAAUAUUCUUGAGUUUAAUGCUCGAAUUAAUUGUUAUGAAAAAAGUAUAUUUACUAUCAAUAAAGUAUAUUUUCUCCUAGCCAUAAA
Chelonus insularis is the source of this 1096-nucleotide messenger RNA. RefSeq lists its product as uncharacterized. Bases 394 to 765 code for a protein of 123 amino acids. NCBI's taxonomy places the organism in Eukaryota, Metazoa, Arthropoda, Insecta, Hymenoptera, Braconidae. The record is from RefSeq and is a predicted model, not a curated record. The transcript is spliced from 3 exons.